Molecule: messenger RNA, 194 nt
Organism: Diversispora eburnea
Lineage: Eukaryota; Fungi; Glomeromycota; Glomeromycetes; Diversisporales; Diversisporaceae
Source: the annotation of a GenBank genome assembly
AGGUUCCAACUGAAGUUUUAGAACUACUAGAUUUAGUUAAUAGCGUUUGUUAUUUUCUUGUAUACACUCAGUCUCUAGAGUGUGAAGACAAUUUAUUUGAUGAAUGCACAUUAUCUGAAGUAGUUCUUUUUGAAGAAAAAUAUGACGAGAAAGGAUAUAAUAAGGUUGACUCAGGUGGUUUAAGUAUAUCUGAG